GGCUAGCCGUGAGUGUGUGUGUGCAGCUAUAUAAGUGAUGAUGAAGCUCUCCUUGUACUUUCUCCAUCAACAUGGAUCUAAAAGCUGUGGUUUUCUUCAUCUGCCUGGCUGCUCUGUGUCUCACUUCCACUGAGGCGGGCAUCCCAAAAUGCUGUCUCCAGACAGCAAAGAAAAUCUCAGCUCACAUGCUGUCGAAGGUGGAGAAAUGGGAAGUUCAGCAAAACAACGGUGUAUGUUUCAUCCAAGCCCUUGUGUUGUAUAUUAGAGGUCGCAAGAAGCCUGUAUGUGCAGAUCUGAGGAUCAAGAGAUUGCUCAAGAGAAGGCUGAGAGUUGGAUCAAACCACGCUGUCUGAAUCCUUCUGGAUUCCAUUUCCAUACAUAAGGUUGUUCAACUGUAUGAGCUGUAUCAUGUCUUAUAUACGUCUUUGCCAUGUUGUAGUCUUACAUGGGCCUACGCCUUAAAACGUUGUAGCGCUUUUGUGUUUCUUUUGUGUAGCCUACGUUCGUGAUUGCAUUUGUUUUUGUACCCUCUCGCACUAGGUUUCUGCAUGCAUAUCUGUUUCUAAUAAAAUAGUUUGUGCCCAGGG
Messenger RNA from Gadus macrocephalus (Pacific cod), 587 nucleotides. It is a transcript of the gene ccl27b, whose product is annotated as chemokine (C-C motif) ligand 27b. Lineage: Eukaryota; Metazoa; Chordata; Actinopteri; Gadiformes; Gadidae. The record is from RefSeq and is a predicted model, not a curated record. Gene Ontology annotation, molecular function: chemokine activity. The transcript is spliced from 3 exons. Gene Ontology annotation, cellular component: extracellular region. Gene Ontology annotation, biological process: immune response. The coding region runs from base 72 to 353 and encodes 93 amino acids.